AUGGAAACCGAUUCGGCGGUGGCGCGUCCGUCGUUUGGGGAAUACCGCGCACGUGCGCCGUUCUUGGAAGUGGCGCGGCGCGGGGAGAAAUUUCACAAGCGCUAUGUGGGUCAAGACGGGCGGACUCGAAGUUUUCGCCUCGCAAAGGUUAGCAACGCGGCCGCAGACAAGUCCGGUUGGUGUGUUGCACAAUUGUUACACUCGUUCAGAUCAGAUCCC
Messenger RNA from Iphiclides podalirius (scarce swallowtail), 219 nucleotides. NCBI's taxonomy places the organism in Eukaryota, Metazoa, Arthropoda, Insecta, Lepidoptera, Papilionidae. The record is from the annotation of a GenBank genome assembly.